CGCUAAAAUUUCACAGUUUUCGGUGAAAACGAGACGCGACAAGUGCCAAAUGUUAUAUUAUUGUGAAUAAUUUUUGGAUUAUUGUUGUUUUUCGAGGAAGUGCUCGUGCAAUGGGAGAAAAAGAUAGUGCUCAGAUAAUCGGAAUUCCUGAUGUGCUGUGUAGUAAAGCGGGGAUUGCUGCAUCUUGGCGAACAGGAAAUCAAUUGGGAGUUUUUCCACAUAAACAAAUCAACGCACACACCAAUGACAGGAAGAGUGAUUAUUAUCCCUGCGAAGCUCGAAUCCAUCUUCUUCGCCAGGAAGUCAUCCUGUUCCACCCCACCCUCAGGAAACUAGUGAACGAGAGCAAUGGAGUAUUCGUCUCGAUAAGAAACAUAAAGAAGACAAAAGCGAACGAAGCGAGACCGGAAUUAGUGAAGUACAGUAAACAUUAUCGAUCAAUCCUUCGAGCAUGUGUGGAGAGCCUCCAGGACACAGCUGCCAAGACGAUGUCAGACACGAAGGAUCUCCUGGAGAAUUUUCUGACAAUCUUCUACAAUGUCGAAUGCGUUUGGCAUUUAACCGAGAUAUUAUACAUCGAUACAAUUCCAGGGGAUGUCGUCCUUCCCCAGCUGAUGGAGUGGGUUCGUUUCCACUUUCCCUCCCGCGAGCUGACAGCCGCGAAGAUCCUCUCCAAGAAGACAAUCGGUGCUGAAUUGGAGUGUCAAAAUUACUGGGAAACAGUAUUCGCCUGUGCACUUCACGGUAAAUUGGACAUAGUACGUGCCCUCCUGCUGUACCACAGCUCAGCAGAUAAUCGAGGAUUCGUAGCAGCUGAAAAUAUCCUCCGGGCAAUACCCGUCUACAACGUCUACGGCGGCUACUCCAUAAACGAAUUUACGAUGCGCUGGAAGUACUGGCAGUUAGAUCUCACCUCCAACAUCGAGUGCAAGACAUUCGCGGUUGACGAUAAUUUAAAUAAACUGAUGAGACUCGUCGUGGGUGAUGAGAGCGUCCUCUGGGAGUUGAGUAAAUACACUGACGCCUGGUACGAGCUCUUGGCAGCUAAAUUAUUCUACUCAUCACCGUGUUGCAAGCAACCAGAAUUAGCUAGACACGCUAAUAACAUUGCGGAGAAGUGGCAAGCUAGGAGAAAUCUUGAUAAUAUUAUUCUCGCACUCAUGGAGAGCGAUCUUCACCAGGUGAUCAAGCAAAUACAGUAUAUGAAUGACAACGGAUGGUUUGCAGCUCAUCUCACUGAUCUUCUGUACAACAGCGAGAAGCUCAAUAUCAUUGACAAAGAUCAGUCAAAUGUCACUGAUAAACUUCACGAGUCUCUCAUUCUGGAUUAUGGCAGCACUCUGAUGGAGAACUCGUCGUUGUGGCAGUGUGGGGCCAGUUAUCUGGAGAAUUGUCCCACUCAGGGGCUAGCGAGACUGGAGACACUUCUCCAGAGCAUUCCUUUGGGUAAUGAGGCAAAGGUACUCAAGAUUAUUAAUGUGGCGCAGAGCAAUGGACUGGUGAAUGUCGUCACCAGUAUAUCGAAGAUCCAGGGAAUGAAGUCUAUCAGGCAGGGGAGACUGGGGAAUGCUCUCGCUUGGGCACUUAAGGCUCAGGAUGGACCUUUUGCAACGUACAUUGCUGAUCAAUUUCUCAAGGCUUAUGCUGCCAAUGGAGAGCUCGAGUGCAGGGAUCUACUGGAAAAUUUGGGGAGGUACAUGCUUACUAGUGACAGACUUACUUUUCUCGGGAAAUACUGCGAGUUUCAUCAGAUGUACGAGAUCGGAGAGUUCCAGGAAGCUGCGAGGCUACUCAUGUCACUAAUUAUCUCCAAUUUGACGCCUAAGUAUUUCUGGCCGAUUCUUCUGUCCGAUGCAAUACCUCUUCUGGAAUCCGAAGACGUAAUACUCUCCAGUGAAGAUACAUUCACGCUGAUGAGGUGUUUAGAGGAGCACGGAGAUGACCUGGAAUUUCAGGAUAAAGUGGAAAUAACAAGAUUGGCGGCUGCGAGGAACUUGUCCCGAGCCCUUAUCCUCGAGGAUUGCCAAAAUGAUUAAUAAAUUAUGUUUUUUUAUAUUCAUAAUGUGAUUGUAAAAUAAAA
This is a messenger RNA of Fopius arisanus, 2080 nucleotides long. It is a transcript of the gene Nup75, whose product is annotated as nuclear pore complex protein Nup75. Gene Ontology annotation, biological process: positive regulation of DNA-templated transcription; mRNA export from nucleus; protein import into nucleus. Lineage: Eukaryota; Metazoa; Arthropoda; Insecta; Hymenoptera; Braconidae. The transcript has 4 exons. The coding region runs from base 111 to 2036 and encodes 641 amino acids. Gene Ontology annotation, cellular component: nuclear pore outer ring. Gene Ontology annotation, molecular function: structural constituent of nuclear pore. The record is from RefSeq and is a predicted model, not a curated record.